GGAGAUGCGAACGCCCCUAAAAUGGCGGAGCAGCCCCGCCUCCGGGGCGGGAAUGAACCCGCCGUGAGGGGAAACCAAGCGAUGUCGGUGCCUGUGUCCUGCCCAGCAGAGUUCAGGUUGUCUAAAUAAAGCAAAAUCUGUUGCUUGAUAUGAAGAAAAACAGAGGUCGGACAGGCCGGAAGAGAAGAAGAAAACACUCGCAGAGUUUUGUGGAUGGAGUCAACUGCAGUCACAAGCUGGAGUACAUUAAACUUAAGAAGUGGCUAAAAGACAGAGGAUUUGAAGACAGUAUUUUAAGGCCAGCAGAGUUCAGGGAGACAGGAAGAGGACUGAUGGCAACAAAAGCUCUUCAGGCAGGGGAUCUCAUUAUUUCACUGCCUGAGAAGUGUUUACUCACCACAAGCACUGUCCUUAGGAGCUGCCUGGGAGGAUACAUUAAGAACUGGAAGCCUCCUGUAUCCCCUUUGAUGGCACUGUGCACGUUUUUAAUAGCAGAGAAACAUGCUGGGCAGAAAUCCCCCUGGAAGCCAUACCUGGAUGUUCUACCCAAGACUUACACCUGCCCUGGUUGCUGGGAACAUGAUGUAGUGACCCUUCUUCCAGAACCUUUAAGAAAGAAGGCUCAGGAGCAGAGAACAACCAUCCACGAGCUGUAUUUGUCUUCCAAGGCUUUUUUCUCUUCCCUGCAGCCUUUGUUUGCUGAGGACACAGGAACUAUUUUUACCUACAGUGCUUUGGAGUGGGCUUGGUGCACUAUUAAUACCAGGACAAUAUACAUGAAACAUCCACAGAAGGAGUGGUUUUCUCUGGAGCCAGAUGUUUAUGCACUGGCACCGUAUUUAGAUCUGCUAAACCACAGUCCAAAUGUUCAGGUAAAGGCUGCAUUUAAUGAGCAGACAAGGAGCUAUGAAAUUUGGGCAAAGUCCCAGUGCAAGAAAUAUGGAGAAGUUUUUAUCUGCUAUGGACCUCAUGAUAAUCAGAGGCUGCUCCUGGAGUAUGGAUUUGUUGCCAUGGAUAACCCCCACAGCAGUGUUUAUGUCUCAUCAGACACUCUCCUCAAAUAUCUUCCACCACUGGACAAGCAGAGAAAGGCAAAACUGUCCAUUCUAAAGGAUCAUGAUUUCCUAGAAAACCUGACCUUUGGCUGGGAUGGACCAUCUUGGAGACUCCUCACAGCCCUCAAGUUGUUAAGCCUUGGAGCAGAUGAAUUUGCCUGCUGGAGGAGGACACUGCUUGGGGACAUCAUUUCAGCCAGAAACCAAGAGCAGAGCUGGAAAAUAACCACCCAAAUCUGUCAUUUUUUAACAGAGGAGACCCAGCAGGUCCUUCUCCAGAUUUCCCAGCUGAGAAGGAGCCAAGAGAACCCCAACCCCCAGCUGGCUCUGGUGGAAAUGCUGCACUUGGAGGGGUUGAAGAUCCUUCAAAAAUCAGCUGAGGUUCUUUGCAACUCGAAUUUGGCUCCCCCUGGAGCUGGGACAGCUCUGCUUUAGUGAAGAUUAUUGGCCAGGGAAUUUUCCUUAAACUGCCCAAAAUUCCUUUUUAAUUGUGACUGUGCUGGGAUUAUUUUCCCUUUGGGGGGGAAUCACAUUUCACAGAAUAUUUCCUUGCUCUUUGUGGCAUUUUUAAGGAACUGUGUCUAAAAAAAGUGUUUAUUUUUGUAAGUUUAUUGCUUUAUUUUCCACAAGAGUGCUCUAUUUUUGAAAUAAAGGGAAUUGAAGCAGGAAAA
This is a messenger RNA of Pseudopipra pipra, 1726 nucleotides long. RefSeq names its product SET domain containing 4 (gene SETD4). Gene Ontology annotation, molecular function: protein-lysine N-methyltransferase activity; protein binding. The coding region runs from base 150 to 1490 and encodes 446 amino acids. The transcript has 11 exons. Gene Ontology annotation, biological process: peptidyl-lysine monomethylation; peptidyl-lysine trimethylation. The record is from RefSeq and is a predicted model, not a curated record. Lineage: Eukaryota; Metazoa; Chordata; Aves; Passeriformes; Pipridae.